Messenger RNA from Sander lucioperca (pikeperch), 1123 nucleotides. RefSeq names its product S100 calcium binding protein, beta (neural) (gene s100b). The coding region runs from base 235 to 519 and encodes 94 amino acids. Gene Ontology annotation, biological process: positive regulation of canonical NF-kappaB signal transduction; positive regulation of cell population proliferation. Gene Ontology annotation, molecular function: S100 protein binding; RAGE receptor binding. Gene Ontology annotation, cellular component: nucleus; cytoplasm. The transcript has 3 exons. NCBI's taxonomy places the organism in Eukaryota, Metazoa, Chordata, Actinopteri, Perciformes, Percidae. The record is from RefSeq and is a predicted model, not a curated record.
UCAAGACUGAGAGUAAGAGUCGGAGCAUCAGUGCUGGUUUCGCUGCAGUGGAGUGAGGGGAGGGGAGCGGACGAGAUUGGUCAGCAGUUUGAAUGACUCAGCGCUUCACCCUCCACACACCCCCCACCCCCACUGCUGCAGUAUAAAGGCUGCAGUCCGUCCUCAGCCUCCACCCUCUGGACAACUUCUGCCUGGACUCACACCGAGUGAAAAGGUGAAACGAAAACGUUGACAAUGACGGACCUGGAGACCUCGAUGGGCACCAUCAUCGCCGUGUUUCAGAAGUACUCAGAAAGAGAAGGAGACAAACACAAGCUGAAGAAGAGCGAGCUGAAGGACCUGCUUCAGGACGAGCUGCCGGAACUGAUGGAGCACGUGAAAGACCAGGAGGCGCUCGAUAAAUUAAUGGAGGGCCUGGACACGGACGGCGACUCCGAGUGCGACUUCCAGGAGUUCAUGACGUUCAUCGCCAUGGUUACCGUCUUUUGCCACGAGUUCUUCCAGCAAGAGGACGAGUGAAGGAGGAGGAGGAGGAGGAGGAGGAGGCGACCGCGGAGACAAAAGAGGGGAGCUACAGUAAAUUAUAAAAGAAGGGGGAAAAGCCUGUAGGUGCCCUGAGAGCAGCGCAGGGUGGGGGGGUGGGGGGGGGGGGAGAACACACCUUCCAGCCAGCAGCCAAAACAUUAUCGGUGCCGGUUGGCAAUAAAAAUCUACCUUGUUAUCUUUCAGUCUAAAUGCAUAGAUGGCUUGUAAAGUCUUCAAAACGGCUUCAGGCUCUGAAAGUGUGUCACAAAACUAGCCACUGAUUUCUAAAAGUAGUUUCUUUCACAAACAUUUUUGGCACGACAGACGCCAGUUGGCUGCAGAAAUUGCAACAGGGCCUCCAAAACCAUACGACCAUAUCCAUCGUUUUAUUCCUACCCUCUAAUACAGCGGCGUCAAACUCAGUUUCACGUGGGGCCACGCUGGAAAAUAACAAUCCCAUCAAGGGCCAGCAUGCAAUUUAUUUCAUCUCAAAAGUCAAGUCUUUUACUGUAUUAUAUCAUGUCUCGUAUAGUCUUCUCACUUACAGUUUGGUCGACAUAAAACCCCAAAAAAGUAACAACGUUGGAAAAAGUAGCAA